GCCUAUUUCGACGUGAACGUAUAUCUGUGGGCUAUUGAUUCUUCACCCUUUGUUGCUGCGCUGCCCAUGAGCGUUAGGAAGUGCAUUGCUGCAAGUGAUCAAAGAGUCAGUGCUGCCUUCUACCAGGGUUGCAUGAGUCAUCUCAUUUUAAGACGUGUCGUGAAUCACUGUCGCUGUUUACCUUUUCAAUUUAAAGCCAAAACUUUGGGUGUGGAAGAUUUCCCUUCGUGCACGUGGGAGAGACUUUUGUGCAUUUACCAAAUGAUAGAAAAAACUGAAGUUGACAUCCGAGGCAUCAUAGCGGACAGCGAGUGUUACCAGAGAUGCGACUACGUGCAGUACGAAACCGAAGUGGAAUUCAUCAAGAAUCAUCGCUUAAACACCGUCGUGAAUGGGACUAGUAGCAGAGUGUCAGUACAUUUUGCUGACACAACCUGCAUGAAGUACAGGAGGGAAGUCCUUUACACCUGGGAUCAGAUGUUGGCAAACCUAGGCGGCAUUUUUGGCCUUUGCUUAGGAGGAUCCAUUAUCAGUCUCCUUGAGAUAAUGUGGUUCCUGCUAGAUUUGCUGCAGGCAUCGAUCAAAAGCUUGAGAAAAACAACUGUAACUACACCAAACACCAAUAACUAUCAUUUACGGAAGAAAGAGAUUAUUCGGAAUAAAUUAACUGCGUUUGAGCCGAGGCUUAAAUUUCUCAACUAA
Messenger RNA from Bombyx mandarina (wild silkworm), 702 nucleotides. Its product is annotated as pickpocket protein 11. Gene Ontology annotation, cellular component: plasma membrane. NCBI's taxonomy places the organism in Eukaryota, Metazoa, Arthropoda, Insecta, Lepidoptera, Bombycidae. The record is from RefSeq and is a predicted model, not a curated record. Gene Ontology annotation, molecular function: ligand-gated sodium channel activity. Gene Ontology annotation, biological process: sodium ion transmembrane transport.